AAUAAAUGGAGUUAUGAAAAAUGUUGAAUCAAAGAGCAUAGAAGAACUAGGGAUAUCAUAUAUCAGGGGAAACUGCACCUACCCAACCCAUACCCAACAAAAAAACUACUUCCGUCGGCCGUCUCUGUUUCUCCGUCGUCAGACUCACCGAUCGGCGAUUCACAAACCCCAAAUUACACACACCCAACGUGUAAUCUCACACACAAACAUUCCCAAUUCCACCAAUGGAUUUGGAUCUGUGGAUAUCUAAGGUCAAAGAGGGCCAGCACUUGUCCGAAGACGAAUUGCAGCUCUUAUGCGAAUACGUAAAAGAUAUCUUGAUCGAGGAGUCAAAUGUUCAGCCAGUCAAUAGCCCAGUUACUGUUUGUGGUGAUAUUCAUGGUCAGUUUCAUGAUCUAAUGAAGCUUUUUCAGACUGGAGGUCAUGUACCAGAGACAAAUUACAUUUUUAUGGGGGAUUUUGUUGAUCGUGGUUACAACAGUUUGGAAGUUUUCACAAUACUUUUGCUUCUAAAAGCAAGAUACCCUGCAAACAUUACUCUUCUCCGUGGCAACCAUGAAAGCAGGCAAUUAACGCAGGUCUAUGGGUUCUAUGAUGAAUGCCAAAGAAAGUAUGGGAAUGCUAAUGCAUGGAGAUAUUGCACAGACGUUUUUGAUUAUCUAACGUUGUCAGCUAUAAUAGAUGGAACCGUAUUAUGUGUCCAUGGUGGCCUCUCACCCGACGUUAGGACUGUUGAUCAGAUUAGAGUUAUUGAACGGAACUGUGAGAUCCCGCAUGAAGGACCGUUUUGUGAUCUGAUGUGGAGUGACCCUGAAGACAUUGAAACGUGGGCCGUGAGUCCUCGUGGAGCCGGAUGGCUUUUUGGAUCCAGAGUUACAUCUGAGUUCAACCACAUCAACAAGCUUGAUUUGGUAUGCCGGGCCCACCAACUUGUCCAAGAAGGUUUAAAGUAUAUGUUUCAAGAUAAAGGACUUGUAACUGUUUGGUCUGCACCAAACUACUGUUAUCGUUGUGGCAAUGUGGCUUCAAUAUUGAGCUUCAGCGAGACUAUGGAGAGAGAGGUAAAGUUCUUCACGGAAACCGAGGAAAACAAUCAGAUGAGAGGUCCAAGAACAGGGGUACCUUAUUUUUUGUGAAGUAUUUUGUGCUGGAGAGAAAACAGAGACAGGUUAUGGUGCUGAAUAUGCGCAAUGAUGAUGAUGAUGGAGAAAACAAAAUGCAUUUUUAGCACUUGGUUUUUGUUUACAAGUUCAAUAUCUCUUGUUUAUUGUGUCACAUAAUUAAAUCAUAUUCAUGUGUUGUUGAUAUUCUGGUAGUAGACAGUAAUGCGCAACUUUUCGAUGGUUUGAAUUUCGAUUUAUUUGACAAACUUUCAUUGAAGCACCAUAGUAACAAAAGACUUGCUUCGAGAA
Messenger RNA from Helianthus annuus (common sunflower), 1412 nucleotides. Its product is annotated as phytochrome-associated serine/threonine-protein phosphatase. The transcript is spliced from 10 exons. Bases 225 to 1136 code for a protein of 303 amino acids. Gene Ontology annotation, biological process: peptidyl-serine dephosphorylation. Gene Ontology annotation, molecular function: protein serine/threonine phosphatase activity. Gene Ontology annotation, cellular component: cytoplasm. The record is from RefSeq and is a predicted model, not a curated record. Lineage: Eukaryota; Viridiplantae; Streptophyta; Magnoliopsida; Asterales; Asteraceae.